AGACAGUAGUAAAAUAUGGGCCGCAAGAAACAUCGUACAAUCCCGGCCGUAGAGGUCUACGAAAAGUCGGACGGUUUUCCGAUGCCAACCGCUCCCCCAAUGUCACCGAGUCGGAUGGACGGUGUCUAUCCAAGUCAUCACGUGCCACCGUUGCACCAGGCUUACCAUGUUCAGCCGGCGAGUGCAAACCAUGUACCCGAUCAGAUUGCCCGGUUUAACGUGAUCAAACCCGAUCGGUUGGCCAAACGGCAUAACCCACAAUUGUAUACGAAAAGAGGAUGCACAGAUGUCUUCUGCUGCUUUCUGUUCUUCGUCUUCCUUUGUGGAUGGGUCGUUGUUGCCGGCUUUGGAAUUAUGUGGGGCGAUCCACAAAGACUCAUCUAUCCGACGGAUUCGGAGUUCAGACGAUGUGGAGUCAACCUCGAAGGAUCCUACAAUUUCAGCAAGCGCCCCUAUCUCUUCUACUUCGACCUCACCAAAUGCAUCUCCUAUGCAACUGCUCUUGGUGGAUGUCAAACCACACAACUUUGCGUCAAAGAAUGUCCAUCAACCUACUUUUCUUACCUGCAACUCCGUACAGCGUCUGUAUCGGAAAUUCAGAACAAAAUGAAAAGUGUCGUGUACUGUACGGAUGAUGUUGAUAAAACAACUGUUACCACAUUCCAAGCCCUGCAAAAUCUCGUGCAGAGAGGAAAAUGUGUGUCUUACACUGUGAAAUCAGUUCCAGUUCCAGUUCUUCAACGAUGCUUCCCGGAAGCCAUCUUCAAUGCUGUGGACAAUGUGAAUAAUGUUCUAAACAGCUCCAACUCGUUAGAUUAUCUCAAGAGAACGUUUGGAGAUGAUGCUUUAAUCCCACAAGAUAUUCAAAUUACUGGACAAAGUUCAGAAGUAAUGAAAUCAGUCGUGGAAGAUCAACCAGUGACUCACAAAGUUAUCCAUGACUUGUCUCAAACAUGGUGGCAAACGUUGAUUCUAAUCUUUGCUGCAGGAAUACUGUCAUUCAUCUGGACGGUGAUUAUGCGCCUUCUCGGAUCACUCAUCAUUUGGCUCUCAAUUCUCAUUGUUCUCGUCGCUCUUGGUUUUGGAGCAGGGUUCAGUUGGCUGAAGUGGAACACACUGAAAACGACCGGAGCCAUUGAUGACUACUCAUUCCAUCCAGCCUUUGAUGCGUACUUUGAGAUGCCAACUACUUGGCUUGUAGUGGCUAUUGCAACGUCGGUCUUGUUGCUCAUCUUUCUGCUGGUUAUACUGUUUAUACGUCAAAGAAUCAGCAUUGCAUGUGCGCUGAUUUCCGAAUCGAGCAAAGCAAUUGGCAGUAUGAUGUCUACACUACUCUUCCCACUGUUUCCAUUUCUCUUGCACAUUGGAGUAUUUGCCUUGUGGGGUUCUAUUGCAAUUUGGCUCGCUUCAUCAGGACAAGAAGUUUGUCGUCUGAAAGAAACCAAUGGUCAAGUCUACAACACCUCGACAAAAUGUGAUUGUACUGCAAAGGUGACCGGAUGCACUUAUGUCGGAAUCGAGAAGGAAAGUGAGACGAUUUUCUGGCUCCAAGUCUACAACUUGUUCGCUUUCUUCUGGUUAUCGUGUUUUGUCACCGCACUAGGAGAUAUUGCUCUUGCUGGAGCCUUUGCUUCCUACUACUGGGCUCGUGAUAAACGACACGAUGUGCCAACGUUCCCGGUUAUUCGAGCACUGAAUCGAGCGAUUAGAUACAACUUGGGAUCUAUUGCCUUUGGAUCUCUAAUUAUUGCAAUUGUGAAGAUCAUCCGUGUACUUCUUGAAUACAUUGACCACAAGCUUGGCAAGUCGCAGAACAAAGCUGUCAAGUGGUUCUUGAUGUGCUUGAAGUGUUGUUUCUGGUGUCUGGAAGUGUUCUUCAAAUUCCUCACUAAAAAUGCCUAUAUUAUGAUUGCAAUUUACGGCAAGAACUUCUUCUCAUCAGCAAAAGAUUCAUUCUUACUGAUCACUAGAAACAUUGUGAGAACCGUCGUAGUUCACAAGGUCGCUGGAAUCCUUUUAUUCCUUGGAAAGUCCAUGAUCACACUUGGAAUGGGCAUUCUCAGUUUCUACUACUUUUCCGGACGAUGGGUUGUUGAAGGUGUUCCGAAAGUCGAUCUCUACUACUAUUUUGUGCCAAUUGUCAUUGUGGUCAUUGGCAGUUACUUCAUGGCCGACCUGUUCUUUGAUGUCUACGAAAUGGCUGUGGAUACAACGUUCAUUUGCUUCCUGGAAGACAGCGAACAAAACGAUGGAAGCCUUGAGCGACCGUUCUUCAUGUCCGAAAAACUACUUGAAAUUCUUGGCAACAAAAAUGACAUCCCCCUCCAUUCAAAAUGAUCUCAACCCGAAACACCCAUCCCUGUGCAUAUCAGCUUUAAAAGCCAAAUUCUCAUGUGUAAUGAUUAACUUAUACAUCCCGUGGUACAUAUUUUUGCACACGUGUACAGAUAGAAUUUUCAAUUUUCAUUUUCUUGACUCUUAGACUUUUACGGUUUUCAAAAAUACCCACAUUUUUCCUGUUAUCACUCUGUCAUCUCAUGUAAUCGUUUAUCACUCUAUUUUUUAUUCAUGAAGCACAUGAACACAUUUA
Messenger RNA from Caenorhabditis elegans, 2590 nucleotides. It is a transcript of the gene chtl-1, whose product is annotated as Choline transporter-like protein 1. The transcript has 10 exons. Bases 16 to 2337 code for a protein of 773 amino acids. Gene Ontology annotation, biological process: transmembrane transport. Lineage: Eukaryota; Metazoa; Nematoda; Chromadorea; Rhabditida; Rhabditidae. Gene Ontology annotation, molecular function: transmembrane transporter activity. The record is from RefSeq and is marked reviewed. Gene Ontology annotation, cellular component: membrane.